AGUAGACUAACGGGACACUACCUCGCGCAUGGGUCUUUUUAAAGCAGGAGAAUACCCCUCUCUAUCUCUUCUCUCUCUACCUCAAAGCAGUAGCAUAAACUCUUCUAAGAUUCAACAGAAAUCAGAGACCACCUCAAGCCAUGUCCAUGAACUUCAAGCGGGCCUUGCUUCGCAUAUCCCAGGAGAUGAGCUCCAGGGACUUGGAAAACUUAAAGUUUGCCUGUAGAGACGUCAUACCAGAAGCUCGCCUGGACUUUAUCCACUCGCCUAAAGAUGUCUUCCAAGUACUGGAAGAGAAAGGCCUCCUGGCCACGGACAAGUUAGAAUAUCUCACAAGACAGUUGAUAGACAUCAACCGGCGACAACUUCUCUCGCAUUUCGAGUCUUUCGGCUUCCAAAUUCCAGAGCAGACCUCCUCUGGCCCGAGUACAGGAAUAGAAGACCAGUCCCUGAACUCAAUAGACUCGCAUUUUACCCGCUGCCUUCUUGCCCUCUCCCAGAAACUAACAGCAGAGGAAGUUGAUCGUCUAGCAUUUGCCUGGUGUGGAACACACAUAAGCCUUAGCCCUGACCGGAUAUUCUCAGCACAUCAACUCUUCACUUUAAUGAGCCGUAAAAUGAUCCUCAAACCAGACAACCUCCAGGUCCUUUAUCUAGAGCUAAGCGAGAUGGGCCGACAAGACCUUUGUAAAAUCAUCGAAGACUACUACCAGGUCAUUGGUGCAGGUUAUCAUGGUAACUAUCCUCCUCUUAACGGACAUAAUUUCGUUCCCUCUCCUUCGCCAAGCAGCACUUAUGGACGAGAAGAUAGUCAGUCAGGUUAUCCAUACAACCCGUCACAAGACCAUUACUUCCCUCACUGCACUCGCCCAACAGAUCUGACCUUUUCUUCCCCGAGGACGAGCAUGAGUGACCUCACAUCUCAAAUAUCUCAACUUCACCUCCUUCCAGCAGGGAGUUCCCCUCAAGUGGGCGGAGUCUAUAACGGCAGAGAUCACACCGUGGGCGUGGUUGAUAACGUGGUACAGGCUCCUACCCAACCUCCUGGUUACGGCGAGUAUCGUCCAUUAUCAGCUGCUAGUAGCAGUCACGAUGGUUCGCCUAACGUUGCAGUUCAUUAUAACGGGACUGGAUACCCUCAAGGCCGACACAAAGAAGACAGGGAGGGUCAUGAAGGUUUCCCCCCACAGAUACUAGAGGAACAUAAUCCUCCCAUUCACUUCAGCGGACAGAGAGGCGCUCCUCCACCUACAGCUGAUGAUUUAAACCGACAGAAUGAAGUACAGACCCUCCAGCAGGCCUUGCAGGAGAAGAACGAUGAAGUGAACGAGUUGAGAGGAUUCAUUGCUAAGACUAAUCCUGCUCCGACUGGAUCGCUCCUGCACGAGGAUUUGUAUUCGAUGACCAAGGAUCCUCACGGGAUUUGCCUCAUCAUCAAUAAUUACAAGUUCUUUCAAGUUGACGAGCAAUAUGACUGCCUCAACGAUCGAAACGGGGCCCAGAAAGACCAAGAGAACCUCAUGGAAACCUUCAGCUUCUUGAAGUACAAAGUCGAACUUCACGAGAACCUCAGCUCUGACAUGAUGGUAGACAUUUUGAAGGAGAUAAGUUCUCGGGAUCAUUCAAACUACGACAGUUUCGUGUGCUGCAUAUUGACACACGGCGAAGAGGGACAGGUUUUUGGCGCCGACAGCAAACCAGUUAAUCUCCAAGACCUCACCGGUAUCAUGAAAGCAACCUUCACACGAUCUCUCAUCAACAAGCCAAAGCUGUUCUUUGUUCAAGCGUGUCGUGGAGACGGAGAAGAAAAGGGAGUCCCUAUUGAGAAAGACGGUAAUGCGAGUCUACCUGUUGAGGCUGACUUCCUUUUUGGUUAUGCUACACCGACUGGAAAGGCAGCUUACCGAAGCAGACGACAUGGGUCAUGGUUUAUUUCUGAGUUAUGCCAGGUGUUCAUGCAAGAUUCGAAUCACCUUCCCUUAGGGGCAAUGAUGAAGAAGGUCAACAGGAAGGUUUCUGAUGCUUAUACUAAGGAAGGAUUCAAGCAGUGCACUGAGGUUGUCGAUCGGUUGAGGAAAGACGUGAUUUUCUUUUCCGAGACUGAAAGCAAGACUGUGUGAUUUCGAAUUUUAUUUUAAUAUUUUUUUUUCAUAUUUUCUCUCCAGCUGCUUCAAGGGAUUUCAUUUCAUUGUACAUUAUUAUCAAUAAAUAUUAUUCAAUGCUGUUGCUUUUUCUAAUUCUUUUAUUUGUUAUAUUUUAUAAUAAUUCAA
Molecule: messenger RNA, 2270 nt
Organism: Amphimedon queenslandica
Lineage: Eukaryota; Metazoa; Porifera; Demospongiae; Haplosclerida; Niphatidae
Exons: 2
Coding region: 141-2120 (659 amino acids)
Biological process (GO): proteolysis; regulation of apoptotic process
Molecular function (GO): cysteine-type endopeptidase activity; protein binding
Source: RefSeq, a predicted model, not a curated record